This is a messenger RNA of Rotaria socialis, 402 nucleotides long. NCBI's taxonomy places the organism in Eukaryota, Metazoa, Rotifera, Eurotatoria, Philodinida, Philodinidae. The record is from the annotation of a GenBank genome assembly.
AUGAGUUUUUUGAUUUCAUGGUCUAUAUUUCUAUUUGCCUUAAUUCCAAGGACAAAUGGAAUAAAUUGUAUAUCUUGUGUUGGUUGGAGUAAUUCAGGAUGCAAUGAUCCGUACGAUGAGUCUACAUCAGGUGACCUACCGGUUCCAGGAAAUACAUAUUGCUUGAAAGUGGUUUAUCCGACUUAUGUAGAACGUAUGGCUGGUGGUCGAACAUGUACAGCUGGAGCCGGUGUUGGUAGCAGUGUCCGUUAUUGUUGUUCUGAUACAGAUUAUUGUAAUCGAGCCCCACAAAAUAUACGUCGAUUACAAGUUUUUCAUGAACUAAUCAUGAAAGAGCGACGAAAAUUGAAUGAAAAACUAUUGACAAAAAAUGAAACCUAUCAAUUCGGCAUUAUUUUAUGA